GAGCUCCUGCGGUCACGUGACUUUUGGUUGGGAGCCACCAUUUUGGCAGUCAACAUGACCACCGGUGCCAGUGUUUUCUUACCGAGCGAGUAUACUUCUCAUUUUAAUUCAAGUGAAAUUCGGCUUUAUAGUACAAAAUUAGAGAGAUUAAAUAUAAGCGACCCAUAUAAUUCACCCGGUGUGCUUUUCAAGAGCAUAACCUCCUGCUCUGAAGACGAUGUACCCGACUUGCGCUACGCAGACAUCCACAGCUAUCUUGUAAGCUUUCCAUCAGUGUACUCAGGAGACUCCCUCAGAGCGUACAAAAGCUUGGAGGCUUACAAAUGGUGUCAGUCCGGCUUCGUAAACAACAUUCAACUGUGGAGUCUUACAUCCAAAAACUUCGGCAUCAUCACUGCAAGGGUUAAUCACUCCCAAAGGCUUAAUGAAAGUCAACUAAAGCCAUGGGUGGUGGUGAGGAACGACGGUGUUGUGCUGGGAGCCCACUGCAACUGCACAGCGGGACUCGGGGAGAGCUGCUCUCAUGUGUCAGCUGUUCUCUUCAGUCUGUGGGGAAAAAACAACGCAAGGCACGAGGAGAUCAGCUGCACAUCCAAAAAAUGCAAGUGGGCCUCUCCCAGUGAGGAUGCUGCGAAGAAUGUGGAGUACCUGCAGGGCAAGGACAUCAUAUUCAACCAUACUCAACAAAAUAAAAAGGGGAAUUCCACCAAGGGUACCUCUGCGCCCCCAUCUUUCCCACCCCUGACUGCUGCUGAGCAAACACAGUUCUACCAAAAUCUCUCACAGUGCCGGACUCAAGAUGGGAAGUCCUGCAGACCUGCAGUCCUGUCAGUUGUUCGCGGGUACGCCACAUCCUAUGUACCCAAGGCUGUCAAGCUAGAUUUACCUGAACCCCUUACCAGUCUGUAUGACAAGAAGGCAAGAGACCUGAACCUGGCUGAAUUACAAGAGCGUGCAGAAGGAAUAUUUGAGGACUUGACUGUCACUGAAGAACAGGUACAUAACAUAUUCUGUUUACUAAUGACUGAAAUCUAAGAUCUACCAUGUUAUGUGCACGUGUACUGUGUGUGCGCUAUCUUGCAAUGUAAAUGAGAAACUGUUUGGAUUGCCAUGUUUUCAGAGUGAUAUUGUAGAGGAGGAGACCCAAGCACAGUCCAAGUCCAGAAUUUGGUUUGAUCAAAGGAGUGGUAGGGUGACAGGAUCUACCUUCAGAGCAGCAACAAGAACAGACCUCAGAAAGCCAGCCGUGUCUCUCAUAAGACAGAUAUGUGACCCAAAGUCCCAUGUUUUCAGCAGUGAGGCUACCAGGUAUUCAUGGGCAGAGAAUUCCAGCCAAUGUCAACAUGCAGUUGAACAUCCUAACAUACUCCAAAUAGCAUCCCAAAAGUUUCUGCCUUGUUGUAAGGUGUCAGCUGAUGUUCAUCAUCCCAAAAGUAAUGGGCAUAUGCAUUUGAUUACUUAUUGUAUGAAACAUUGUGACAUGUGCAUCAGCAGACACCUUACAAUACAGCUGUAUCAUGUGGGAUGAUAUAUGCCACAUCUUCAGGAAGGUACUGACAAGUCAAGGGUAGUGUGUGUGAGCAUUACAACUGCAUGUUGAAAUCAGCUGGAAUUUCCCUGUAAACUAAAAUAGGGUGUGCAGUGUGUAAUCUCUUCUAUGUAUGUGUUAACUUACUUACGUACAACAUAUGGUGUACAAGAAAAUUAGUGUGAGGUGAAUGAACAGAGAGGGUAAAUGCAGUAAGUACUAGGCUAUUCUUUAAAAAGAAGUGUAAAACCAAGUACAGCAUUAAACAUUUGUAAAGGGCAGGGAGGUAGCAAUGUGGGGUGGCAUUACUAUUGUCCAAAACUCA
Messenger RNA from Eleginops maclovinus (Patagonian blennie), 1853 nucleotides. RefSeq lists its product as uncharacterized. Gene Ontology annotation, molecular function: zinc ion binding. NCBI's taxonomy places the organism in Eukaryota, Metazoa, Chordata, Actinopteri, Perciformes, Eleginopidae. The transcript is spliced from 2 exons. The coding region runs from base 55 to 1035 and encodes 326 amino acids. The record is from RefSeq and is a predicted model, not a curated record.